UCUUCUGAUACAUAUCAAUGUCUUCCAAGAGAUCACUACAAGCAACCACACCACUCCAUGUUUAGCCUAAGCUCUCCCUGCCUGCCUCUCAAGGGGCAGCUAAAGCUCAACACCGCUACCACCAUCCUCCUGGUUGCUUUCAUCUUCACUCUCUACAUUACCUUUUGCGAAGCUCGGCAUCUCCGCGUUCAUGGUAAUAAGCACUCAAGCAAGCUGCCUCUGCCUUCCUCACCACCCAAGGAUGUGAUGGAGUUUUGUGCCACCAAGGAGAAGAUGAGAUCCUCAGUGGUGGUUCGAGUUGGAGGCAACACCGACGCUGUAUCAAUGGGAAAGGAAGUGAUGGUUGAGGUGAAGAAGGAAGUGGCAUCAUCAUCAGGUGGAGUUGGAAAUAUUAAACAUGACGUUAGGGUUUUGAAACAGCUUCCUCGUCGUGAGCAUGAGGAUGAUCAGGGAAUUCAUCUGGAUUACGCUCAACCUAGAACCCAUACGCCAUGUCAUAACCGAUGAGAUGAUGUCAUGUAUCACUGUGACCGUCAA
Phragmites australis (common reed) is the source of this 537-nucleotide messenger RNA. RefSeq lists its product as uncharacterized. The coding region runs from base 58 to 507 and encodes 149 amino acids. The transcript is spliced from 2 exons. NCBI's taxonomy places the organism in Eukaryota, Viridiplantae, Streptophyta, Magnoliopsida, Poales, Poaceae. The record is from RefSeq and is a predicted model, not a curated record.